AUGGCCGGCGCCGCCAACGAAGAUCUCUUCUCUUCCGUGGUAUCCGACAUCAAGGCCUACCAAGGCAGUGAUCCACUCUGCCCCUGGCUCAGGUAUGCGACAGAUGCACCUCACUCUCAGCGGGAAGUCUUGCUGCCCUAGCCUUCCUGACGUUCCUUGCUUGGCUCCGUUCUUCUCCAGGGGGAUCCGAAGGAUGCGGGAGCUUCUCUCCAGUCAAGCCCUAGCCGAGAAGCUGCCGCGGUUCCUUCAGAAGUGCGCCGAGGCGUUCGAGUGUGACCGUCGCUAUCGCAACGAUAUUCGCUACCUGCGCGUGUGGAUCCAACUGGUAGGCCUCGGCUCCUUGUUCUAGUUCAUCGACGAUUCUUCCUCUACUUCAACUUUUUCGCCGCAGAUGGAUCACGUGGAUGAUCCGAGGCGCCUCCUCCGGAGAAUGGAGAAGAAUCAGAUCGGCGUGAAGCAUUCCGCGUUUUAUGUAGCGUACUCCUUGUACUAUGAGAAGCAGAGGAAGUUCGAAGCGGCGGAGAAGAUGUACCAUGUGGGGGCGCAGAAGUAAGUCUUCCUCGGGAUAACUGCUCGUAAAUUUCCCUUAUACAAGUUAUUGGCUGAAAGAACGACGCCCACGCCCUCAUUCAAUAGGCAUAUCAUGCAGCCCGUUAUCUGUUGAUAACGCGGUGUAGCCAGAUGAUGUUGACGAAAAAUUAAGAACGGCUUAUUGGAUAAUUAGUUGAUGACGGAUCGUGAAAAUGACUAUUAAUCAGUCACCAGUCUCACUUUCUCAUGUAUCAUCUUGCCACACAGGCACUUUGUCCUGCUUGAUUCGUUUUUUAAGCAUACUCAAGGUUGCCUUGAUCGUGUGCAGACUUGCAGAGCCUGCUGUUCAAUUGCAGAAGUCAUAUGAGCAAUUUCUACACCGCAUGGAGCUCCACAAGAGACGCAAAUCCAAGGUAGUCUGCCGCCAUUUUCCCCUAUCUUCUUAGUCAAUUCCACACUUCGUUUCUUGACUGCAGUUGGAACUCUUUCAGCGGAAAGAAGCGAGAAUAAAUAUGGCUUCCAAGGCUGUGCCUAUCCAUCGGAAGGAGAUUAACAUACACAAGGAUGCCAAUUUAGCCGGUCUGUCUAUUCUCUUUUUCUCGCCAUGCUACCUGCUAAAUGGCUCAUAAAAUAGCCCAUUUAUACAUGCCUCUGUGUGUGUUCAUUAUUGAGAUCAGUCGACGAAAAUGCAGGGCUUGUAGAAGAAGUAAUGGAUCAAAAUGGUGACCAGGUGGUCAAGAGAAAGGAAACUUAUCAGGCUUCUUCUUCCAACGUAGGAGACCACCACGGAGACUAUGAUAGCCUGUGCAUGAUGGAAUUACAGUCGAGUUUGGCUGAGGAAACCGGUGGGGAGGCAGGAAAGUGCCGGAAUGUAAUGAGGGCGAAGUCCAUCUUGAAAACUCGUCAGAAGAGAAGCGAGUCAGGUGGCCGUGGUGGUGAUAAAGGAGGCAAGGCCAAUGGUGAUGCGAUUAGACCGAGCUCGCUCACUACUGAGGAUACUGUGGUGGUCAAGUUUGUGGAUUCUGCCAUUGUAGGGAAGUCCGAAGCUGAGGACGCCUGCCACCACGGUCUGGUUGACCCCACAGUCAACUUGAAGGAAGCCAUGAAUACCAUAAACAGCAUGUUUCGGGAGCCCCUUGAGCUUGAGCCGAGACCUAGGAGGAAGCUGCAGCAGAACAUUCCUAGGGAAAAUCCAGAAAACAGUAGUGGGUUCGAGGUUUUCGUUGAUGAUGACCUGAGGCCGAGGAGGUCACGACAGGACCUACCUGAGGCAAAUCCACAAAACGAUAACUCGCUUGAGAUUUUCGUUGAUGAUGAUCCGAGAAUGGGAAGGUCCCAACAGAACUCACCAGAGGGAAACCCACAGAACAAUAAUGGGUUCGAGAUUUUCGUCGACGAUGAUCCGAGACCAGAAGGAAACUCCCGAGAAAACCCAUUUGAAGCAAAUCCACAGGGAAAGAACAAGAACGGGUUUGAGAUUUUCGUUGAUGACAACUCAGAUGAAGUGGAUCUGCCACUUAAGGAUGCAGGAAUCAGUGAGUCGAGGUCAUUUGUUGGAGGAUUUAAGAUGCAAGCAGAUGAUGAGGAUGAGAGUGAAUGUGACGACGGUGAUGUAGAAUAUCCAAAAAUGAGAGAAGAUACGGUGAUCUGCAGUUUUGUGGGAUCAACGGUUGCUGGUGAGCGUGUUGUUGAGAAUGCAUGCCACAGUGGUUUGGUCGACCCCACCAUCAACUUGAAGGAAGCCAUUGACGACAUUAACAGCAUGUUUGGGAAGCCUAUAGAUUUUGUCAGGGUUGGAAGACUGAAGAAGAAGGGAUAUCUGCCGGAGCAGAAGCAGAAGCAGAAGCAGUCUCAUCAAGAUUUUUCCAUACUGAUUGAUGAGGGCGUGGACCACCCAUCGAAGAUGGCUUCCCUGAGCUGCUCUGAUGGGUCCCACAGAGACUCUGGUCUGUUUGAACCGACCAUGUUUACAAAGGAGGCGAUGGAUGAUAUAAACGAAUUGUUUGGUAGGCCAUUGGAUUUUUAG
Spirodela intermedia is the source of this 2557-nucleotide messenger RNA. The record is from the annotation of a GenBank genome assembly. Lineage: Eukaryota; Viridiplantae; Streptophyta; Magnoliopsida; Alismatales; Araceae.